GGUGCGUGGUUAAUGGUGGCCUUGGCAAGUUGAUCGCAUACUUGGUAGAGUUUUUAUCAGUUUGACAUGUGUUUAGAGCAGAUAGUUACAGGCCAGCAAGAAGUGGAGGUCAAGAUAACAACAAGAAUUUUUCUGACGGAAUGUUAUUAGUUAUAAUAGAGAAGAGACUUCAUACCUAAAUGAGUAUGUGGUUGGUUCGCUUUUAUUGAUUUGAAUAAUGGGAAAUCAAUUAAACAGAUUUGAAAGAAAACGGUGAUAUGGAAUUAAUGACAGUUUAUUGAUUUAAGUUUGGACUGUUAAAUGCAAUAAGCAUGUUAAGUAACCAGAGGAUUUCCAAAUUUGUUUGAUAUAAUCAGUACCUUACAUCACAGACAGUAGAAGAGUUGAAAAAAGGAGUUUAGUAGUGGUGAAAUAUUGUAAUUGAGUAACUGGUUAUGAAUAUAUUGAAAGUUUUGAGGAGUAUUUUUAUUUUCUAAGACAAAUAAAAAGACAUUAAAAUGUACACUGACAGCAAUAUAAUAAUGAUGAGGAACGUGCAUCCAACAUCAGCUCUGCCGGUUACCAGAAACAUGCCGUAUUACUCUGCAAGUGUACCAAGUAGGAACCAGCCUCGAAACAUGACAGGAAUUUACCUUGGACUGGAAGGUAAUGUAAACCCUCCAGCCAACAGAGAAGCAAAAAUGGCACGGCCAAGGGCGGGUGUAUCACAGAAAGUACGGACACCAGCAGAGGAUAGGAGAUAUAAAAUGGUUGAAUUGCUAAGAGUCAAAGAAGAAACGAGAGGAUUUAGAGGAAAAGCCUUAAAGAAACAGCACCAGCCAGCAUCCAGUGAUGUAUAUGGUGAGGAAAAUCCAACACCCAGGUGUUCACAUCCAAAACAGUUAAAACACAGAAAAUGGGGACCAGCAAAAUCUGCUGACCCUAAACAUUUUGACGAACUUAUAAGGAGAAACCCAAGAAAUUACACGGGCAUCAUAAAUAAUGGAGUGACAAGAUCAGAAAAUCUGACUGGACUGAUGAGUUUUGCUGAACAUUAUGGGUGGGAUAUAUCUAACAUGCCAUUGUCUGAUGCACUAGUUGAAGAGGUUCAGAGAAUGGCCAAGGAACGGGAUGAUCUUGGUGGCAUUGAGGAAUGCUUCAAAAAAGUUUGUAAAGGUAAUGUUGAGUCUUUACAUAGUUUAUUGCCAUUGAGGAAGCCAAGUUCAAGACCCAGCAGUUAUACACCAGGCACGUACACACCAGGAAAUUACAGUACUGGAUUUACAGUCAGGAGCUACCGGAACCCAAACAAGGCUGAGAUCUUAGCAGAUUUUGAGUUGCAGCCAGAACACACUCGACCUAAGACGGUUCCUGCCUCUGGAAUGCAUAAUCAAAGGCAACCACUGGUACCAGCUCCUUAUUUCUUCAAGCAUUUUAACAGAAGUGGCACAGCCAAUAGUACCAAGAAAAGAAAUUCUCCUAGUUCACAGUUUGAAGCUGAGCAAAACAAUUUGUUAAAUGGAGACAAAAUAUUUGGAAGUACUGGUAGUGGGGCUGUUUCUCGCUCAUUAAAUCAAGGACGGAAGUCAGCUUGGAGCGAGGGCGAGGGAGUGAGAUUACGGAGGGGUACCCCAAGAAAUGAUUCUCCAAUCAAAGAUAUUGACCGACUUUCACGCAAUGACAAUUCAUUAACAAGCACAGGGCCAUUAGAAAUACGUGCUGAGGGUUUCCAGUUGAGUUCGGAAGAUAAAGUACCACUAAGCGAUCGCACGGGAACAGCUGAGGCAGCCAACACAAGUCGCUCAGAGAAAAACGUUGCAAAACAUUCAGACAGAAAACCAGUCGAAAAAACAGAGAAUAACACUAGUCUUGAGGUGGUAGGUCAGGGGAACAUCAGUAUGGAGGGUAGAUCAGAACAAGGGGACAAGACUAUACGGCUUGAUCUUGAAACUGAAGAUGGCAAAAAACAAGAAAUUUUUUUAGAUGACAAAGAACUGAUACCUUCCCGAGAGAAAGAGAGAAGAGCGUCCGAGGCACGUGUUGCCUCUAUGCAGGAAGACGCUAAGCAGAGGAAAAAAGAUUUAGAGCAGAUUUUAGAUGAACAUGAAGAAUUAGUGAAGACAAUUGUACGUCAGUCUAGCCACGACUCCAGCCACGAAACAUUCCAGUCGGAUCAAAGAGAUCAAUGAUUGGUCGACGACUAACUCAUCUGGCAACCUUUCAGCAAAAUCAUCGUCAGUGUCUUGACCUGGAUCAUGCAGCAUUUUCGUUUAAAGCUGUAAAAAUCAUGUUUUAUUUAAUUAAUAUGAGUCGUGCCAUGGGAAAACCAACAUAGUGGGUUUGCGACCAGCAUGGAUCCAGACCAGCCUGCGCAUCCGCGCAGUCUGGUCAGGAUCCAUGCUGUUCGCUUUUAAAGCCUAUUGGAAUUGGAGAAACUGUUAGCGAACCCACUAUGUUGGUUUUCUCAUGGCACGGCUCAUAUUGACUUUCAUACACUUUCGAAGAAGUUUGUAAGAAGGUUUGAUUAACAAUUAUGUCAAGUUGUCAUUUAUAUACAAAAUGUCAUAGAUACCGGUACAUAGAAAUAUAAAUGUGAUAGUGCAUGAAAUGGAAACUUAUUCAAAUAUUUAUAUGUAACAGCUAUAACAGACUUUAGAAUAAGUGUGCUUCUACUUGUACAUUCCUGUUUCAUUUCAUUAGUUAAUGUAUUUUAUAUAUACUGUUCUUGUAAAAUGCAUUCAUGAAUAAUGUAUGGCUAAAUUUAAGUUAAGAUCUGCAUGGUACAUUUCUUUUGCAAAGAUAAUAGGUUCUGGUAUAUUAGGGGUAUAUGCAAUAUUUCAAAACAUUUCUCUUCAGAUAGAGCUUGGUGAAACCCUGAAACAUUAACUGUGAAAAUCCAUCAGUCUAAGGUUUGAUAUUGUAAUAAGUGUUUUUGUUAUUUACUUGAUUAAUAUACUUUUUAACAUCUGCGUUACUUCUAAAAGGUCAUAGAUGUUUCCAUGGUAAUUAAGACCUAUUUAUGUAUGACUGCUGGAAACUGAGUUCAGGUAGCUCGACAGAUUUCACUGAGCCCCAUGAGAUCAAGCAAAUGAAGUUAGACCAUUUAUAUUAAUAUGGCUCUUGAAGUAGAGAGGUUUUGCACAUAGUCGGGCAGCCAGUGCACAUACCAUUUUGUAGACUAUUUGAAUUCUGAUCAAUACCUGGAGAAAGCUUGGUUCUCACAGCGACCAAACUUGAUAGGAUGAUUGCCUGUAGUGAGUAGAUGAACUCCACUGGGUUGUAGGUCAGUAGGUAAAUUGUCAAUGUCGCAGUGACCUUGAGACUGAAAACGUUCUUCCUCUAAUAACUAAAAAAACACUGGUCUUCAGUCAUCAGAGAUCUCAAGAUGAUUGCCUGUGAUCGAUAGAUGACCUUUAUCAUUUUGAGGGUCAGUAGGUCAAAGGUCAAGAUCAGAGUGAUCUUGAGACUGAAAACAGUUUCUGCAACGCUUUGUCAAUCUUGGUAGAUGGUUGCAGGUAGUUGAUAGAUGACUGUUGUUUUUGAGGUCAUUUGGCCAAAGGUCAAGGUCAGAGCAAACAAAAUUAUACAUCCAUUUGCCUCUGGCAGGCCAUCAUGUAAACAGGUCUAGUUUAACAUUUGAAUUUGAAUUCAGACUAUAGUUUGUCUUUAUGUGUAUAAUUAUCCAAUUUGUUAAUGAUUUAUCUACCAUCUAAGAUAAUGCCCACAUAAGAAAGAAUGGGGAUGUUGUCAUACCCUAAGCUGCUCCAUUUCUUUGGAGAUAACUGUAUCUUCACAUUUACUGUAAGAUUUCCAUAAUUUUCCUGUGUCAGGAAGCACUGUCUGAUUAUAUACCCUUUGUGUGAGUCGCAUACAAAGCGAUUCUUCUAUGAUCUAAAUAGUCAUAUAUUUUGUGUUCUAAGAAUAUAUGCUAGAGACAACAUGGUUUGAGGUGGGAGGUAGGUGAGGGAGUAUAUAUUGAGCGUAGUACAGUGUGUGCACUUGAAAGCCACUUGUCAAAAUCAAAAAGAAUCUGUAAAUGCAUGGCACCUGAAUUUUGUUCGAAAUAUCUGUUUUUGCAUUUUUAUUCACAUUUAAUAGAUUAAAUAUUUAUCAUUGGCUUAGCAAAGGGUUUUACUUAAGUAAUAUUAGUAUGUGAAGACAAUGAAAUAGUCUCUUGCAGAAGUAGAACCAUCCUACCCCCUUCAUUGUACAGUGAGCAUGUAAUAAUUGUGAAUCUUCCGUUUGGAAAAUAACCUGUAUGCAUGGUUGUUCUGGAGUAUCAAAUUUCAGACGGUUAGGUUAUUGAAUAGCUUGCUGGUCAGUAGUGAAAACUAUUGCCCAAUAUCAGAAGGACCUAAGACUAAGAGUUCUGAUUAUUGACUGGCAAGUCAUACAAUAUGUAUUUUAUUACAUGACAUCAAAACUUAAUUUUCGCUGUUUUAAUUAAAAAAAAUUUGAGUUGUAAGCCCAGUAAACAUGUGUUGAAUAGAGACUGGUCACUAUUACUAACUAUGGCCAGGCUGAUAGUAUAUAAGGAGUCCUGUAAAAAAUGUAUAUUUUGGCCUGUUGUGGAAGAUUUCUUGAUAUUUGAAUAAUUACGCUGUUGUAAUCAAGUCGACUAUGAUUCUUCCUUUUGUACAAAUUAAAAUGCUUUACUUCUUGUUUCGACAUGUCAUUAUAAGUUACAUUAGAACAGCAACAUGCAUUUCUGUAAAAUGUUUUACAUGCUUUUUCAUUGAGAAAAGUGGUCUUAUUUUAUAUAAGGAAACAGCCAUUUAAAAUUUACACUGAUUUUACAAUUUUGGAGAUAUAGAAUAUAUUGCAUUUAUCAUCUGUAUAAAGCAUUUAUGUGUGUCUGUGAUAUGUAUGAAACUUUUUAAUUGCAUUCAUUGAAGCUUUCUUGAACUACUUUUCAUUUAAAAUUUUGUAUUAUAGAAUAAUAGGUUUGAUUGAAUGACAUGUUAACUGUUACUGAAAAAUAUACCAUGCUGUGAAAACAUUUUCAUGGUUUCACUGAAAAUUGAUUAUUCCUGGGAUAUGAAUUUGUGGGUUCUUUUACCAAGAUUAAUGAAUGGGACUUUAACUUGUUGAUUAGGAUUUAAUUUGGUGGAUAAAUGCAACCAUGGAAUCCACGAGAUAUGAAUUAUAUUCUAAAAGUUUCAAUGUAGGAUCAUGGGGAAUUUUGAGUAUUUUAUAAUACUUAAUUAGAUGAGUUUAUUGUCUUUUAUAUCAAAAUAUGCAAUUUCUGCAUAUGUUUUGCUGCAACAGAUUUAUUUCAGAUAUGUUUUGACUAACACUGAAGUUAAAAUGAAAGUUUGAUGCACAGACUUCCACACCUGAAAAAAAGUUACAUGUAUGUGGUAUUGGUUUGCAUUUAGUGGGAGAAACGCUCCUCACAUUAAAGGGCAUAUCAAACCUGUCAACAAGGUAGUAUUUAUAAACAUAAAGGGUGUUAAUUGUAUUGUAUAGUCAGGUAUCAGAAGAAUCAGUAUUUAUGUGCUUUGUGGAUGAAUGUAGAUAUACUAGACUUAUUUUAUCAUUGUUUUCUCAUCUGACAGGACUGGUGACUUCCCUGUUGUGCCUUAGCAUUUUACAUUUUUCAGAAAAAGUGUUGUUUAUAAAUAGUUAUGUUAAUAUGUAAUUGAAGUAUGUUGGUUUUUGAACAACACAGAGUAAGGAAUGUAAAUAUUCAUUUGUUUGUGUUCUUGUUUUGUUUGUUUUGACUGUAGUGAAAGAAUGUCUGUUAAAGAUGUCUGUAUAGAACCUUUUUCAUUGUAACUUGACAUUAUUUCAUCAAGAAAUGAAGAUUUGUGAAUUUUGUGAAUGAAAAACAAAAGGGUAUUAUGUCUGUUGAAGUUAAGAAAUAUACACACAUUCUAUAAAUACCAUGAUUAUACUUAAUGCUUUUCUGUUUUAUGCCAAGAAUCUGAUGAUAAUUGUUUUUCUUGCAAGCCUUUCAUAUCUGCCUGUCUGUAUCGAGACUAACGUAACUUUAACGUCAUAACAAUCAGUGUAUACAAAGACCAACGUCAUAGUAGAUUAUUGGGUAAGUUUUUUUUCCAAGAGUUCCCGAAGGAGAUAUCAGGAAUUGAUAAUGAAGCUGUUAGAUUAUAUGAUAAAAACUGAAUUUAUAUAGUUAUCUUGUGCAGAUACGUAUGUAUCAAUGUAGUUCAUUACAACAAUGACAUAAAUAUCUAUCAAUUUACGUCCUUGAUUACAAUAAUUGAUGCAUUAUAGAGUUCUUUAGCUGCUGUAUUUCCCUCCGUAUGAAAUGUAACCCUCAGUAUGUUCAUAGAUCUCUUUCUAAUACAUGUUUAAUGAUUGUUGAAGGCAUCGGAAUUUGUAUUUGAUAAGUAUAAAUGUACACAUUUUCUGACUUCAUUUUGUGUUCAUAUUGCACUGUCCAGUAGAAGUCUUUUGUUUUGCUUAAUAUUUAAAACAAACACACAUUUUGUACAGUUGUUAAGUUUACUCAUGAUUUUAGAGAUUACUGCCAUAAAACUUGUAAACAAAAUUAUUAAACAAAUUAUAAAAGAUAAAAUAUGCACAAUUUUAAUGGUAAUAUUCAGUGAUAAGUUAAUUGCAACAUUAACAAUUUAUAAUCUCUAAAUGGCUGCUGCAGCAUUUGAAAGCUUUUGUUGGAAAAAGCAUUUUGAUGACUUUUAAACAAAUCUACAUCAUAAGUAAGGUACAAAUCAAUAUCUAAUUCAACAACUCUACUAGCAAGCAUAUUUAUAGAGUUAAUAGACUGAUAUUACUGAAUUUAGUGGACCCACUAUGAUAGACCUGUCUUAUCAUUCAGUUGAAAACAAAAUUAAUCUAAUAAGUAAACCCAGUUACAAGUCUGGUUUGCAUAAAAUUUGUACCAAUUAGGCCAGUAGGUUUUUUUUCUAAUGGCAAAUGCAUUUUGUUACCAGAAGAAUUGUAUUGUUAAGAGUUGAACAUUGAAGUCACUGAGAAGAAGAAAUGUGUAUGUUGAUCAUCACCAUAAACUAAUAACUAAAUCUAUUUAAUAUUUUCAAAUAAAACAUGUGUUACAACA
Molecule: messenger RNA, 7021 nt
Organism: Mercenaria mercenaria
Lineage: Eukaryota; Metazoa; Mollusca; Bivalvia; Venerida; Veneridae
Exons: 13
Coding region: 498-2168 (556 amino acids)
Source: RefSeq, a predicted model, not a curated record